AUGAUCCACCACCAUGGGUUAAGCCUUUUGUCCCUCCCAAACCCCCACUUCCUCCGUCUGCUCCCUCCUUACCCCCUCCACUCCUCCCCACUCCAACAGGACCCCCCUCCCUACCGAGAACAGGCCCUCCCGCCUCAGGUGGCCGACUCGACCGAUGAAAACGAGGGGCCUGCCGCGCCAUCUCCCGCUGCCCCGUCCCCCAUGGCAGCCCGCUUAAGGGGACGGCGAGACCAGCAGCUGGCCGCGGAUUCUACUUCCUCUCAGGCAUUCCCUCUCCGGACCGGAGGAAAUGGCCAACUACAAUACUGGCCGUUCUCCUCCUCCGACCUAUAUAACUGGAAAAAUAACAAUCCCUCUUUUUCUGAAGACCCAGUUAGGCUGACUGCUCUAAUUGAGUCGGUCCUGAUUACUCAUCAGCCCACCUGGGAUGAUUGCCAACAAUUACUGCAGACUUUGCUGACUUCGGAGGAGAAGCAGAGAGUCCUCCUGGAGGCUCGAAAGGCGGUUCGGGGAACAGACGGACGUCCCACCCAGCUGCCUAAUGAAAUAGAUGCCGCUUUUCCCCUCGAACGUCCCAACUGGGACUUCACCACCCAGGAAGGUAGGAAUCACCUAAUUCUCUAUCGCCAGUUGCUCAUAGCGGGUCUCCAUGGGGCAGGCCGACGCCCCACCAACCUGGCUAAAGUUAAACAGGUAUUGCAGGGACCAGGAGAAACUCCCUCAGCGUUCUUAGAGCGACUCAAAGAAGCCUAUCGUAGAUACACCCCUUAUGACCCAGAAGAUCCAGGGCAAGAAACUAGCGUAGCUAUGUCUUUCAUUUGGCAAUCUGCUCCGGAUAUCAAACGCAGACUCGAGCGCCUAGAAAACUUAAGGGAGGACCGUCUUAGAAAGGAGUUUCCAGUCAAAGACAGGGUAGACAGGAGGGAGACCGGAGGGGGCCCCAGGUGGGGCGAGGACCAACAAAAGGCAUAUCAGGAAAUAAAGCGGGCCUUACUCACCGCUCCCGCAUUGGGACUCCCAGACCUAACUAAGCCAUUUGAACUGUUUGUGGACGAAAAACAGGGUUACACAAAAGGGGUCCUAACCCAAAAACUGGGUCCUUGGAGACGUCCUGUAGCUUAUCUCUCGAAGAAGCUCGACCCAGUGGCUUCAGGAUGGCCGCCCUGCCUGCGAAUGGUAGCGGCGAUUGCAGUCCUUACCAAGGACGCGGGUAAACUAACUCUGGGCCAGCCAUUGGCCAUCCUGGCACCUCAUGCAAUGGAAGCCUUGGUUAAGCAGCCUCCAGACCGUUGGCUCUCUAAUGCCCGCAUGACCCACUACCAAGCCAUGCUCCUGGAUACGGACCGGGUGCACUUCGGACCUGUGGUAACCCUAAACCCUGCAACCCUGCUCCCUUUGCCGGAGGGAGGGGCGAAACACAAUUGCCUCAACCCUGCUCCCUUUGCCGGAGGGAGGGGCGAAACACAAUUGCCUCGAGAUCCUUGCGGAAAUGCACGGGACCAGACCGGACCUGACGGAUCAACCCCUCCAGAACGCUGA
Arvicola amphibius (Eurasian water vole) is the source of this 1539-nucleotide messenger RNA. RefSeq lists its product as uncharacterized. Lineage: Eukaryota; Metazoa; Chordata; Mammalia; Rodentia; Cricetidae. The coding region runs from base 1 to 1539 and encodes 512 amino acids. The record is from RefSeq and is a predicted model, not a curated record. Gene Ontology annotation, biological process: virion assembly. The transcript has 2 exons.